AUGGCUGACUCUGAAAAAGCAAAGUCCAAGGGUAUCCUUUCUGAGAAUACCUCUCAGGAGACGAGAGAAAGAAGAAUUGACGAUUACGUGGAGGUUGGAGAAAAACGGGACGAAACCGAAGGCUCAAGUCCCUCUUUAAACCCUGAGAAAGCAGUGACUGAAGAGUCGUCCCUGAAGAAGAAACUGUUAAGCUGGGAUCUUGUUAUCUGGGUUAUUUUUGCAUACGGCUAUGCAGUGGCAAUUCUAUCCUCUUUGGCGUUCCCUUACGUCAACUACAACUAUGCUACUGCCGAAGUGGACAACUCCUUAUUGACCCAAAUGCACAAGACCAUUCACUCCUUGGAGACAGUCAUCCCAGGAUCUACGAGAGAUAUUCUGCUGCUCUUACCUGAGAAAUGGCCCCAUGCAAUGUACAAAGCACAUUUCCGUGGUUGCAGAAUAAAUGACGACUCCACCCAAGUGUGUUAUUAUGGAAAUAACAUCGUGGAUUUAUUUGCUGGAGACAUAGCUGUCCAGAUAGCAGAAUACAAUGCCUUAGAGGACGUCAACGGUUUUAAGAAGGAGUUCGUGGCCACGUUCCCUGAAGCAAAGCAAGACCUCAAGUUGGAGUUGAGGAAAAAAAGAUAUUGGUCAAGUGGCGAAUGGCUCUACGACCUCAAAGCAAGAAUUCUCAACAACUUGCCCAGUACAAAGCAGACUUCUGAACCGUUGCAGUGUAUGUUUUAUGUCACAAUAGCUCUCAUGCUGGUGUCCUUGGCUAUCUCAUUUACGCACGAUGGGAGCGAUCCUGGUACGGUUACUCACCUCUUCUGUACUUGUGUGCUUCUUGGAAUCUUCACUAGAGCCAAGAACCUUUGGGAUUUCAGGAAAGGGUGGUCCGAAAUCGAGCCUUUCCUCGAUUCGUCUCAUCCAGGUCCACACCAAAUUGUGGAAUUCACAGUUGAGCUACUAUCUAUAGGGUUCGUUAUCCUAGGUUUUUUAGAAUGGUCAAGUUCGCAAGAGAAAAAGUUGCGUGAACUGAAGAACAACGAUUUGAAGAACGACAAAUCGGAGAACUAUGAGCUGAACGAGGAGCUAGCGAAUGAUGGUUCAAAGAAAGAUGAGCCAAAGGAGGACGUCUGA
Candidozyma duobushaemuli is the source of this 1122-nucleotide messenger RNA. RefSeq lists its product as uncharacterized. NCBI's taxonomy places the organism in Eukaryota, Fungi, Ascomycota, Pichiomycetes, Serinales, Metschnikowiaceae. Bases 1 to 1122 code for a protein of 373 amino acids. The record is from RefSeq and is a predicted model, not a curated record. The transcript has a single exon.